Heterostelium album PN500 is the source of this 1485-nucleotide messenger RNA. RefSeq lists its product as uncharacterized. The record is from RefSeq and is a predicted model, not a curated record. The transcript is spliced from 2 exons. Bases 1 to 1485 code for a protein of 494 amino acids. Lineage: Eukaryota; Evosea; Eumycetozoa; Acytosteliales; Acytosteliaceae.
AUGGAGAUAGAUAAUAAUGAAAAUAUAUUUGUUAAUUUAUCACAUUUAUUACUAAAGAAUAUAAUCUCAUUUAUAAAUGAUUUUGAAGAUAUAAUUAGAUUUACACUUGUUUGUAAAAGAUGGUUUCAAGAGAGGAAUAGUUAUUUAGUUUUUCUACGAGACGGUGUUUUCGUGGAUACACAUAAAUUGAAAUCAUAUCAUCCAAUAAUACAACUAAAGCAUAAUGAAGAUCUUUACCUCGUUAGUGAAGCACAAACAGUUAAUCAAAUUACACCAAAGAAAUUAACAUGUGUCGAUUUUCUAGAAUUUAGAAGAUUAAUUGUGAAGAUAGAUGGAUUCGAUAUUUCAAAUGUAAGAGAUCAACUCGAGAAAUCAAAGAUUAAGGAGAUUAGAUUACCAUACAAUGUUCCACGAUUGUCAGCUGGAUGUUUACCAGAGAAUUUAGAAAAUCUUACCAUUGACAGCUAUUCAUAUCCGUUAGAGGAAGGUGAUCUUCCAGCUUCAUUGAAAGUAUUGUCUUUAUAUCAGUAUAAUCAUCCACUUAUAAAUGGGUCACUUCCACCUAAACUUGAAAAGUUACUCAUCACAGUUUUUAGUAAAACUCCUUGUCUCCAGGUGAAUGUUUUUCCAACAACUUUGACAUCGAUUGAAAACUGUCCAUACCAAUUGAUCAAAUUUGUUAAAUACUUGCCAUGUCUGGAAUCAUUUGAAUGUAAUAGUAUAAGUAUUCCCGAUGAUUUCUUAGAGCCCGGUGAUUUCCCAGACACUCUAACAAGCUUGUCACUCCGAUUUUAUACAUCAACACUCCAACCCAAAGUAAUACCUUCAUCAAUCAAAUAUUUAACACUUAGCUGCUAUAUUUGGGAUCUGACAAACAACUCAAUUCCAAAUGAAUCACACUAUAAAUAUAUAUGCGUUUCCGAUAUUUCAUCAGACAUUCAACCAAAUCAUUUACCACCAAAUAUCGAGAAUCUUGAAAUCUUGAAUUACAACAAACCUCUAUUACCAGGAAGUUUACCAUAUGGAGUCACAACAUUGUCACUCCCAAAAAUUAGCCCAAAGCAUAUCACCGAAGGUGUUUUUCCUUCCUCCAUCAAAACUCUUUAUCUUUUCACAUACGAAGAUUCAGAGAGUAACCAAUCAGAAAGACGUUUCAACUCGAAAUCAAUUCCAAAUUCAGUUGAAGCACUAUAUCUUGGUCAUGGGUACUCAGAGAUUGAUCCAACGAUGCUACCCGAUUCAAUUAGAACAUUAAAAAUCAAAAUAAGAGAUUUGGCUCGACAUGGAAUUGCAUCAUUCAAACCAACGAUCACCCUACUAAAAAUAGGUACAAAUUCUCAAAUCUAUCGUAUUGAUAACAAUAAUUUCAUUAUCAACUCCAACUCAAAAUUAUUUUUUGUCAAUGUCAAAGAAUUUGAACAAAUAUCAGAAAUGAUUAAGAAGUAUGAUAUUAUCCUAGACUAUGGUCUAGAUGAUAUUUUCUGA